Molecule: messenger RNA, 912 nt
Organism: Drosophila takahashii
Lineage: Eukaryota; Metazoa; Arthropoda; Insecta; Diptera; Drosophilidae
Source: RefSeq, a predicted model, not a curated record
UCUAUUAAUACAAAAAGAAAACAGCACGGAAAACGCACAUUGCUGAACAAGUUCUUUUAAAAAGAUUUAAAAAGUAUUUUUCUCCAAUAAAAUGUCCGAUAAUAACGAAGAGGGAGCCAUUGGCGGCGAUCUGAACAACAAUGUCACGGGAAAUGGCCAGGAGGAAGUGCAUCAGCCGCAGAACGAGCUGCUCGACAUGGUUUUCACGUUGGAGAGCGAGAAACAGGCGCUGCUCGAGGAGUCUCGCAAGCGGAUCGGGGCACUCCGCAAAGACUUUGAGGAUGCCAAGGUGGAGAAUGAGCGGUUGAAGCGGCGGGUGGUGCAGCUGGAGCAGUCCCUCAAGCAGUCCGUCAUGCUGGGCGGCACAGAUGCGCCCAAGUCGCGGCAAGAGCAAGAGGAGCUGCUCCUGAAGGCUAAAACCCUGCUGUUCGAGAAGACCAAGGUGAACAAGCAGCAGGAGCAGCAGAUAGGCGUGCUCAAGACCCAGGUGGAAACGAUCAAGGACGUGCUGCAGGUGACCAAGGACAUGCUGCAGCUGAAGACCGCCGAGUGUGAGCACACGCAGGCGCGGCUGGAGAAGAGCCAGCAGUGGAUCAAGGCGGAGCAGGACAAGUGUGCGCUCACGGAGAAAAAGUUGGCCAUCUCAAAAGGAGUGUAUGACAAGCUGCGUUCAGAGUACGACACGCAGUCCAGGAUAUUCAAGGUAAGUUAUUGCUUUUUUCGUAGAAGCAGCUACAUAAAUCCCUCUUCCUCACAGGAUCUUAAGUCAGCCUACGAACAGAAGGUCAAGGUGCUCACCGUGGCCUUGGAGGAAGCCAAAAAGUAGAUGAACAAUUUAAUAAACUACGUUAAUUAAAUGCACACAUCUCGUUUAUAAGUUUAAUAAUUUAAUGCUCUCCGUGUCUGUCUCGG